Messenger RNA from Lemur catta (Ring-tailed lemur), 3200 nucleotides. It is a transcript of the gene RPS6KA1, whose product is annotated as ribosomal protein S6 kinase A1. The record is from RefSeq and is a predicted model, not a curated record. Gene Ontology annotation, molecular function: magnesium ion binding; ribosomal protein S6 kinase activity; ATP binding. Bases 167 to 2374 code for a protein of 735 amino acids. The transcript is spliced from 22 exons. Lineage: Eukaryota; Metazoa; Chordata; Mammalia; Primates; Lemuridae. Gene Ontology annotation, biological process: intracellular signal transduction; protein phosphorylation; positive regulation of DNA-templated transcription.
GGAGCGAGCCGAAGUGCUAGUGCCGCGGCGGCGGCGAACGGCCCAGCCCGAGCGCUAGGGGCUCGGGGGCCGCGGGGCGCAGGGGCGCAGAGCCGGGGACCCCGGGACCCGGGAGGAGGCGCAGCCGGGGCAGCCGGAGGAGCGCGGGCGGUCCGGCGGCGGCGCGAUGCCGCUCGCCCAGCUCAAGGAGCCGUGGCCGCUCAUGGAGCUGGUGCCGCUGGACCCGGAGAAUGGACAGACCUCAGGGGAAGAAGCUGGACUUCAGCCAUCCAAGGAUGAGGGCGUCCUCAAGGAGAUCGCCAUCACGCACCACGUCAAGGCUGGCGCCGAGAAGGCGGAUCCGUCCCACUUCGAACUCCUCAAGGUUCUGGGCCAGGGAUCCUUUGGCAAAGUCUUCCUGGUGCGGAAGGUCACCCGGCCUGACAGUGGGCACCUGUACGCCAUGAAGGUGCUGAAGAAGGCGACCCUGAAAGUGCGUGACCGUGUUCGGACCAAGAUGGAGAGAGACAUCCUGGCUGACGUGAACCACCCGUUUGUGGUGAAGCUGCACUACGCCUUCCAGACCGAGGGCAAACUCUAUCUCAUCCUGGACUUCCUGCGUGGUGGAGACCUCUUCACACGGCUCUCAAAAGAGGUUAUGUUCACGGAGGAGGACGUGAAGUUUUACCUGGCCGAACUGGCUUUGGGCCUGGACCACCUGCACAGCCUGGGCAUCAUUUACAGAGACCUCAAGCCUGAGAACAUCCUGCUGGACGAGGAGGGCCACAUCAAACUCACGGACUUUGGCCUGAGCAAGGAGGCCAUUGACCACGAGAAGAAGGCCUACUCCUUCUGCGGGACAGUGGAGUACAUGGCCCCUGAGGUCGUCAACCGCCAGGGCCACACGCACAGUGCGGACUGGUGGUCCUAUGGGGUGUUGAUGUUCGAGAUGCUGACGGGCUCCCUGCCCUUCCAGGGAAAGGACCGGAAGGAGACCAUGACACUGAUUCUGAAGGCAAAGCUGGGCAUGCCCCAGUUUCUGAGCACAGAAGCCCAGAGCCUCCUGCGGGCCCUGUUCAAGCGGAAUCCUGCCAACCGGCUCGGCUCCGGCCCCGAUGGGGCAGAGGAAAUCAAGCGGCACGUCUUCUACUCCACCAUUGACUGGAAUAAGCUGUACCGUCGUGAGAUCAAGCCACCUUUUAAGCCAGCCGUGGCUCAGCCUGACGACACCUUCUACUUUGACACUGAGUUCACGUCCCGCACACCCAGGGAUUCCCCAGGCAUCCCCCCUAGCGCUGGUGCCCAUCAGCUGUUUCGUGGCUUCAGCUUUGUGGCCACUGGCCUGAUGGAGGAUGACGGCAAGCCUCGUGCCAUGCAGGCGCCGCUGCACUCGGUGGUUCAGCAACUCCACGGGAAGAACCUGGUUUUUAGCGACGGCUACGUGGUAAAGGAGACAAUCGGUGUGGGCUCCUACUCUGUGUGCAAGCGCUGUGUCCACAAGGCCACCAACAUGGAGUAUGCUGUCAAGGUCAUUGACAAGAGCAAGCGGGAUCCCUCGGAAGAGAUAGAGAUUCUCCUGCGGUACGGGCAACACCCCAACAUCAUCACUCUGAAAGAUGUGUACGAUGACGGCAAACACGUGUACCUGGUGACAGAGCUGAUGCGGGGCGGGGAGCUGCUGGACAAGAUCUUGCGGCAGAAGUUCUUCUCAGAGCGGGAGGCCAGCUUCGUCCUGCACACCAUCAGCAAGACGGUGGAGUAUCUGCACUCGCAGGGGGUUGUGCACAGGGACCUCAAGCCUAGCAACAUCCUGUACGUGGACGAGUCCGGGAACCCCGAGUGCCUGCGCAUCUGUGACUUUGGCUUUGCCAAACAGCUGCGGGCUGAGAACGGGCUCCUCAUGACACCUUGCUACACAGCCAACUUCGUGGCACCCGAGGUGCUGAAGCGCCAGGGCUACGAUGAAGGCUGUGACAUCUGGAGCCUGGGCAUUCUGCUCUACACCAUGCUGGCAGGAUACACUCCAUUUGCCAACGGGCCCAGUGACACACCAGAGGAAAUCCUGACCCGGAUCGGCAGUGGGAAGUUUACGCUCAGCGGGGGAAAUUGGAACACGGUUUCAGAGACAGCCAAGGACCUGGUGUCCAAGAUGUUGCACGUGGACCCCCACCAGCGCCUCACAGCUAAGCAGGUCCUGCAGCACCCGUGGAUCACCCAGAAAGACAAGCUUCCCCAGAGCCAGCUGUCCCACCAGGACCUGCAGCUUGUGAAGGGAGCCAUGGCAGCCACGUACUCCGCCCUCAACAGCUCCAAGCCCACCCCCCAGCUGAAGCCCAUCGAGUCCUCUAUCCUGGCCCAGCGGCGAGUGAGGAAGCUGCCGUCCACCACCCUGUGAGGGGCCAAGGGCUGUCAGGCCGCAGGGCAGUGCUAGCUUGAUGGACACAGCAUCCUUCCGAGAGGGAGCAGGCCCGAGCCACAGGCCAGAGGGAGCUGGAACCCCCAGGGGCCCGAGAAGCAGCCAGCCCCGAUCACCCCCAGUGAGGGUGUGAGAAGUGCCUUCUCCUUCCCCAGGAUGGACUCUUCUCGGCUCCGGCUCUGCUGGCUGAAAGCAAUUCACUGUACAGACUUUUUUUAAGGAAAAAAUGGUAUCAGCCACCAUGGAUUUUUACAAGAUCCAUUUGCCUCCGUGGGAGCAGAAAUAGCCAAUGCGAACCCAGGAUGGGGCUCGAGUCACGCUAGGGCUCUCUGUGGCUGAGACUCCUUAGAGCAGCUUUGGGAUCCUCCACGUGGACCCCCACGAUGGGCCAUUUGUAGCCAUCUGCACACACCUCCAGGGCCGCCCAGCGUCACCUCUCAGAGCCUCUGGCUGUUCGCAGAACUCACUCUAUCCCCAGCCGGCUCCUUUUCCAUUCUGUUCUGCUGAGGGCUCUAGAACCACUUUGCUACAGGGGAGGACCCACGCCCUGCCGGCUCCCAGCUCUAGGCACCAGCAUCCACGUCGGCCGCCACUGGGUCCCCUGCAGUCAGGUCGGGCAGCCCCAGGGAGAGGAUGUGGAAAGCACUUUUUGGCCGACUUCUGUUGGGGUCUGCCACAGGACAGAGUUCACAGGAGGCCACUGGGGCGGGCCAGGAGGGGCAGGGGCUUUUUUCAUUUCUUCCUCAGCUGGUAACUCAGGGUUCAUCUGUCCAUGGCCUUUCUAAUAAACUUACAAUUGAGUUAA